AUGAAGCGUCAGCGUGUCGGGGUUGCGUGUGACAAGUGCCGCCUGCUUAAAGCAAAGUGUGACGGCCGCCAACCGGUGUGCUCCAGAUGUGACGGAUAUGGAUUCACCUGUUCAUGGUCAGCGCGCAAACCGAGAGGGUCUCCAGGAAGUCAACCUGACCUGGGCCGUCAAGGAAUCGACGAAUCUGGGCGUGAUUCUCAUGGUCCGCUGCCUAGCGGCACUACGGGGGACUUCCUCACGGCCUACGCAAACGCCACUCAAUCUUAUGAAGCAUUGAUUCGCGAGCUCAGGCUGAACUUGGAUCCUACUCAACAGGCUAAGCUUGAUGCUGGCCUGCAGAAUAUUCAGAAUCAAUUACCAGACGUUGCCAAAACCGAGCAGCCCGGUCCGAGCGCAAUAGCCGCCCCACAGGGAGACGAUACCACGGAGUCUUCGCCUACUUAUGUUGGCAAGGCAAGCGAUAUCCAUUUCGUCCAUUACAUCCGGAAAUAUGUGACCGGAAAUGGCUCUCUCGAUGAAGAUGAUCUCCCCACGCAGAGCUAUGCUCAUCAUCCCAAUCUAGGGACAUUCGUGGCGUUGACCCAACCGCCGUUGGUACCCUCAGAGGCUGAAGCAGAACAGUUUUUGGACGUCUACCUGUCGACCAUCCAUGUUGCGUAUCCAUUCAUCUGUAAAUCGGUGCUCCUCCGAGAAUUUGGCCGAUUUCAAGCGGGCGACCACAACCGGCCGGCGUUUCGGCCGUGGCUUGCCCUCUUCAACUUUAUUUUCGCCAUCGGAUCCUACUAUACCUCGUUUCCGCACGGGAGACACGGCGGCCCUUAUCCUUAUUUCCGGUAUUUCGAACAAGGACUCUACUUCUCACGGGAACUAGGCGCGGAUUGCUCGCUUGUCAAUAUUUGGAAUUUGCUCGUCCAGUGCUUCUUCUUACUAGCCGUGUGCCAUACGGAUAGAUGCUGGAAUACCCUGGGAUUCGCAAUCCGCAUGGGCCAUAGCAUCGGUCUGCAUGUAGAGAACUCGCCCAACUGCCCCUUGUCCAAGGAGCCGUGGAUCAAGGACCGCUCCCACUGGCGGCGUACGUGGUACGCCAUGUAUGUACUGGACCGGCUCUUAGCUCUUCAGCUCGGACGGCCGAUGGCCAUCCAUGAAGCCGACUUUCAUGUCGAGCUCCCUUCUGCAACAGACGACGCACCAUUUAGCCCUGGCGGUGGCGACGACAUCACAAGCCAGGAGCGCAAUCGAGUCCGUGGACAUAUGAUGGACUAUUUCCUCUCAGUCAUCGAGUUUUCUUGUAUAUUAGGAUUGGUCAUCCGGGAGCUAUAUCGACCAUCCCAGAUCGACAUUUCACCGGAGCAAAUGCUCCAGAGUACCGCGAGCCUAGACCAUCGCCUUACAGAAUGGAAGCUGCAACUCCCGCGGCAUCUCCGCUUCGACCUUGGGCACACCUUCGAGAAAUCUGUCUCGUUCAAACGCCAGCGAAACAUGCUCGCCGUCAAAUUCCACCACCUUCGCGCCCUCAUCCACCGCCCCUUCCUCUGCCUCCCCUUCCUCCAGAUGAACAACAUGCCUUUCCUAGACCUCCUUCUCCAGCACAAGGAACGCAUCUCCGAAGCAGAAUCCAUUUGCAUCCAUGAGGCCCAGCAAACAGCCCACCUCUUGCACAACGUUACCGACGAGCGCAGCCUCGUGCAUGAUUUCCCCUGGUGGCAAAUGAUCUCCUGUCUGAUCUGCGCGAGCUCGAUCCUCUUCGUGGCGGAGACCUUUUACAGCGAUAGUGCUUUCCUUCAUGGGCGAACGUCGCCGCAGUCGCUGCGCGAGGAUGCAGAGAGCUGCCUGAAGGUGUUUGAGGCGCUGAGCGUGAAUUCGGUUGCGGCGCAGAAGGCGGUGGAUAUGUUAAGUGCGUUGUCCCGCGCACGACGCCUGGGGGAGGAGCGUAAGUCGCACGCACCCCGUAGCCGAUUCUUGAAUGGAAUGCUGUUCACCCCGGCGCUAAACAAGACUAGAACUGUGCUUGCAGGAAAGCCUCUCUCCCCGCGCCAUCACCCCGCUACACCCGCUGGUUGGCCGUGCGAGUACGUCUACAUACCCUCCUCCCGCGCACCUCGGGACGUCUACAGCUAG
Aspergillus nomiae NRRL 13137 is the source of this 2118-nucleotide messenger RNA. RefSeq lists its product as uncharacterized. Gene Ontology annotation, cellular component: nucleus. The transcript has 5 exons. Gene Ontology annotation, molecular function: zinc ion binding; DNA-binding transcription factor activity, RNA polymerase II-specific; RNA polymerase II cis-regulatory region sequence-specific DNA binding. Gene Ontology annotation, biological process: DNA-templated transcription; positive regulation of transcription from RNA polymerase II promoter by galactose. The record is from RefSeq and is a predicted model, not a curated record. NCBI's taxonomy places the organism in Eukaryota, Fungi, Ascomycota, Eurotiomycetes, Eurotiales, Aspergillaceae. Bases 1 to 2118 code for a protein of 705 amino acids.